UCUCACAGCAUUCACACAGGGCUUCUCGUGACAAACCAAGAGCGUGCUUCGCAGGCAGAGAGGAGACCUUCUCCGCUCGCUCAUUUCCCCACCACCAGGGAACGCAACGUCGUGGUGGCGGCGGCGGCUCCUCGCCCGCCAGAGCUCAGAAGAAGCAGCUCCUUCGCGGGAGCCGCGUGGAAGGCGGCUCGUGCACUAAAGCAGACCAUUGCAAUCCUGAUGCCCUUUGCGGAUGAAAGAUGUGUCAUGGAAUGAACCCGAACAGCAGGGAUCCGUUCCUAGAGAAGCAGGAGCAGCAGCAACAGCCUCCACGGUUGCUUCAGCGUUCACAGUCAAGGCUAUCCCUCGUGGUCUUGUGGUUCCAGCUGGCUUUGUGCUUUGGCCCUGCACAGAUCACAGGUUUUGAUGAACUCCAUGCUUGUGCUGAUCCUGGGUUCCCUGAAUAUGGAUAUAAGAUGCCCAGCGCAGGUGUUUUCUUUGAAAGUUCGGUAGUUCGAUUUCACUGCCAAGAAGGAUACAGGCUUAAGGGUCCCUUCAAAAAGCUUUGUGAGAGACAUUUUAAUGGUUCCUUAGGCUGGAAGCCAAGUGAUAAACCUGUGUGCCUACAAGAAGUUUGUCCACUACCUCCUACAGUGACUCAUGGAGAUUACAUUUGCCAUCCACGGCCUUGUGAGCAUUACAACCAUGGGACUGUGGUUGAAUUCUAUUGCGACCCUGGCUACACUCUCACCAAUGACUACAAAUAUAUCACCUGCCAAUAUGGAGAAUGGUUUCCAUCAUAUCAAGUAUACUGCAUCAAAACAGAACAAAGCUGGCCAAAUACACAGGAAACUCUCCUGACAACAUGGAAGAUUGUGGCAUUCACUGCUACCAGUGUACUUCUGGUGCUUCUAUUAGUCAUUCUUGCUAGAAUGUUCCAGACCAAAUUUAAGGCACGUUUUCUUCCAAGAGGCGCUCAGGAAAAUUGCAGCAGUGGUCCUGAUUUCGUGGUGGUGGAUGGAGUUCCUGUCAUGCUUCCUUCCUACGAUGAAGCAGUUAGCAGUGGCUUGAAUGCGGUGGCACCCGGCUGUGUGUCCCCUGCAGGCCAGGGGUAUAUUUUGCAGGCUGAUGAUCAGAACCCUCCAGCUUAUCCUGGACCAGAUGAUUUGAAUAGGUUGCCAGCUGAAUUUGAUACCUGUGACAGCAUUUCAGGUUCUUCUGAACUUCUCCAAAAUUUGUAUGCACCUUCCGUGUGUCAAAUGGGAGCCUAUCCUAUCUCAGAGAGAACUGAUGCAAUCAACGGUACUACUGGAGAAUUAUCAUCCACCAGCCCAAGCAUUGACAUUGCAGAUGAAAUUCCAUUGAUGGAUGAAGACCCUUAAUCUGCACAAAUCUUGCUCAUACUUUUGUUGGGGGGUUGGGGGAAAGAAUUAUGCACAUAUGUAUACAUACAUACCUAUAUAUCUAAAUAAAUCUCUAUAUAAAGACUGAUUAAAGAUGUGGGGUGGGUAUUUUAUAAAUCUUCCAUGUUAUGAUGUCACAGAUUUUGUGUGCAUAUCUUAAUCAACUUGGAGGUUGAGAGCAUUCAACAGCAGCUUUACGAAAUGAAUCCUGAGGAUUUGAUGAGAAUAGUCACUACAAAAGAACAAUAAAUUCAUGGAAUAGUGAUGAGUGUAUCUGCAUCGCAGGAAGUCUUUUAACAACUCUUUAGAAACAUCAGUGAGAGUGAUUUGUGGUACAGGUACAAAAUGCCUAAUAAAAGCAUAUGAGAUUGUGUAAAUUUUGUUUUAUGAAAGCUGCUUCAUAUUUAUGACGAACCACAAUUUGCAAAAUUUAUUGGUGAGAAAAUAAACAAUGUUGAAAGUAAAAUCA
Pogona vitticeps (central bearded dragon) is the source of this 1851-nucleotide messenger RNA. NCBI's taxonomy places the organism in Eukaryota, Metazoa, Chordata, Lepidosauria, Squamata, Agamidae. The record is from RefSeq and is a predicted model, not a curated record.